Messenger RNA from Nematostella vectensis (starlet sea anemone), 1432 nucleotides. Its product is annotated as microfibril-associated glycoprotein 4. Lineage: Eukaryota; Metazoa; Cnidaria; Anthozoa; Actiniaria; Edwardsiidae. The transcript is spliced from 5 exons. Bases 274 to 1242 code for a protein of 322 amino acids. The record is from RefSeq and is a predicted model, not a curated record.
UUUGAUACUGUUCUUAUAUUCUAAGCCUAAAUGGAAUUGGAAUGAAUCCAAUUCAAUGUAUACAGUUUCAUUGAAAGCCAUUUAGUUUACAACCGUCUUCAGGCCCCGUCCAAACGUCAAACAACCGCGCGUCACAUUUGAGUGAUUGAAUUUGAAUUUUUAAAUAACAAUAGCUUUAUCAGCUCUCGAAGAGUACUUUUAAGUAAACAAUUCAUAUUUUGUGACUGUAAGUAACACAAAUCGUGUACAUCCCGUAGUUCGAAUGACUUGAAGAUGACCCUUCGCAAAUUGUGCCUGGUCACAAAUAUCACUUUCUUGGCUCUCCAUCUAGGUUUUUGUUUCAAGGCGAGUACUUGGAAUGGCUACAUCUUGCGAGGGAAACCUUACUCUGUCUUGAAUACGGACUGGUUUGGCUGUUUGGAAGUAUGUGAAAACGAUGUUUUCUGUGAAUCGUACAAUUAUUAUCACAAAACAGGCGCGUGCGAGCUUCACUCAUUGGGACAAGACCCGUGUCAGCUUCAAGAUUCGCUGAUAGUAUGUGAAGGAGGAAUUUCCCAGCAUAUUCGUCAAAAGGACACCAAAGAAACUCCAGGCAAAAAAGAAGCCCAAUCAUGUAAAGACCUACAGAGCCAGCAACGGGAUAGCGGUAUCUAUAAAAUCGCGCCACAGAACAGUGACCCGUUUCCAGUCUACUGUGAGCAGAAGGGUGCGGGAGGGGGGUGGCUGGUAAUUCAGCGGAGAAUCAACGGUUCGUUGGAUUUCAACCGAACAUGGUUGGAAUAUCGCCAAGGUUUCGGCGACCCUUCGGGUGAACUCUGGCUCGGCCUGGACCACAUUCACGUGCUUACUGCAACACAUAAAAAUACUCUUAGAGUUGAGCUUGAAGACUUUAACGGGACGACGGCUUAUGCGGAAUACGAGUCUUUUUAUAUCGGUCCUGCUUCCGAUGGCUACAGACUGAAUAUCGGGCAGUAUUCCAAAGGCCAUGCAGGGGAUUCCAUGUCAUUUCAUCAGAACAUGACGUUUUCGACAAUAGACCAUGAUUCAGACGCCAUGGAAGACGAGAGUUGCGCCCAGAUGUUCACUGGCGCAUGGUGGUACAACAACUGCCACGAGGCCAACCUGAACGGCAGGUACAGACAUGGACCGCAUAAGACUUUUGCAGACGGCAUAAACUGGAAGACGUUUAGGGGCUACUACUACUCGCUUAAAUCCGUGCGCAUGAUGAUUAGACCAAAGUGACUGCGUUACGUGAUCUGCGUGAUGUCCUGCGUGACGUUAACUGCCUGACGUGAACUGUGUAAUAUGGACUGCGUUACGUUAUCUGCGUGACGAGAACUGUCUAACGUGAUUUGCGUAACAUGAACUGCGAUAAGUGAUCUACAUGGCGUGUCCUGUGUAACAUGAUUAACGUAACGCGAUCUUUGAAGGC